This is a messenger RNA of Nematolebias whitei (Rio pearlfish), 1783 nucleotides long. It is a transcript of the gene nr2e1, whose product is annotated as nuclear receptor subfamily 2, group E, member 1. Bases 1 to 1272 code for a protein of 423 amino acids. The transcript is spliced from 9 exons. Lineage: Eukaryota; Metazoa; Chordata; Actinopteri; Cyprinodontiformes; Rivulidae. Gene Ontology annotation, biological process: anatomical structure development; cell differentiation; negative regulation of transcription by RNA polymerase II. The record is from RefSeq and is a predicted model, not a curated record. Gene Ontology annotation, molecular function: RNA polymerase II cis-regulatory region sequence-specific DNA binding; nuclear receptor activity; zinc ion binding.
AUGGUCUUGAGCUGGAAAAGGGCAAAGUGCCCUCUCCCGGUCGGGGAGGAGGUCCUGUUCCAAGCGGAGGAGUUUAAGUAUCUCGGGGACUUCUUCACGAAUGAGAUAAAAAUGGAGCGACAGAUCGAUAGGCGGAUAGGUCGGAUUCUGGACAUCCCGUGUAAAGUGUGUGGAGAUCGCAGCUCAGGGAAACACUACGGGGUCUACGCCUGCGACGGCUGCUCGGGAUUCUUCAAGAGGAGCAUCCGCAGGAACCGGACCUACGUGUGUAAAUCUGGCUCCCAGGGUGGUUGUCCCGUGGACAAAACUCACAGGAACCAGUGCCGAGCGUGUCGCUUGAAAAAGUGUCUGGAAGUGAACAUGAAUAAAGACGCCGUUCAGCACGAAAGGGGCCCCCGGACGUCCACCAUCCGCAAACAAGUUGCCCUUUAUUUCCGGGGCCACAAAGAGGUGAACGGCUCCUCGGCCCAUUUCCCGGCGUCCUCUCUGCCCGGGCCGCCCUUCUUCACCACCGUCACGCAGCUGGAGCCCCACAGCCUGGAGAUGAGCUCGGUGGCCACCACGCCGGAAAGACAGGCCAUUGUGGGUCUGGCACAACCCACUCCAAAGUAUCCCCACGAGGUCACCGGCACCCCCAUGUACCUGUACGAGGUGGCGACGGAAUCUGUGUGCGAGUCGGCCGCGCGCCUCCUCUUCAUGAGCAUCAAGUGGGCCAAAAGUGUCCCCGCCUUCUCCACCCUCCCUUUAUCUGAUCAGCUGAUUCUGCUGGAGGACGCUUGGAGAGAACUUUUCGUUUUGGGUAUCGCGCAGUGGGCCAUUCCCGUGGACUCCACCACGCUCCUCGCUGUCUCAGGGAUGAACAGUGAAAACACGGAGUCUCAGCGGAUGAACAAGAUCAUGGCUGAGAUCCAAGCGCUGCAGGAGGUGGUCACCAGGUUCCGGCAGAUGCGUCUCGACGCAACAGAGUUCGCCUGUUUGAAAUGCAUCGUGACAUUCAAAGCAGUUCCCACGCAAGGAAGCACUGAAUUAAGAAGUUUCCGCAACGCCAGCGCCAUCGCAGCACUACAAGAUGAAGCCCAGCUCACCCUCAACAGCUACAUCCACACCAGGUACCCGACUCAGCCCUGCCGCUUCGGGAAGCUGCUGCUGCUCCUCCCCGCGCUCCGCUCCGUCAGCCCGUCCACCAUAGAGGAGGUGUUCUUCAAAAAGACCAUUGGAAACGUGCCCAUCACCAGACUCCUCUCGGACAUGUACAAGUCCAGCGAUAUAUGAACUCGGGUGUGGGGGGUAGAGACAAAGACUCGGGUCAUGGCAGGUGCAGAACUCUUAGUGUAGCUUCUAUAAAAUCAGCUGCAACAAAAAUACCCCGUUAUCACAAGUUUAGUCAGUUAACAGCUGCUCUAUAGGUAAAAUAAAUCAUAGACCGCUUUUAUCAUCCAGAAACUGCAGGUUUUUAUUUUAUUUAAAUGUCACCAUAGGACUCUGAAACCUGCAGAGUCCGUUUGACACCCACUUGUUCUGUAUUCUCUUUGUAAGCCUCUCUGAGACCAAUGAGCCUGUCGACCAACUCAAACUUUAAUUGCUCUUCAAUCCCAACCGAGGAAAACCAAAAGAAAGAUGGCGCAUGCGCAGCGAGGACGUGCGUCGCUGUUCCUCGGUCCAGUGCUGAAACCAAACACGCAGAGAGGUUCCGGCUCUAUGAAGAACUGUUGAACGAAAACUAAUGAAUGAAUAAAACUUUUAAGGGGAGGCUGCUUUUCCCUCCUGACUGUAAAAACGACGC